Messenger RNA from Doryrhamphus excisus (bluestripe pipefish), 4686 nucleotides. RefSeq names its product espin like a (gene espnla). Lineage: Eukaryota; Metazoa; Chordata; Actinopteri; Syngnathiformes; Syngnathidae. Gene Ontology annotation, molecular function: actin filament binding. Gene Ontology annotation, biological process: actin filament bundle assembly. Gene Ontology annotation, cellular component: cytoplasm. The record is from RefSeq and is a predicted model, not a curated record.
GCGGGCGGCACGGCGGUCGAGUGGUUAGCGCGCAGACCUCACAGCUAGGAGACCAGGGUUCAAUUCCCACCCUCGGCACAUCUCUGUGUGGAGUUUGCAUGUUCUCCCCAUGCAUGCGUGGGUUUUCUCCGGGUACUCCGAUUUCCUCCCACAUUCCAAAAACAUGCUAGGUUAAUUGGCGACUCCAAAUUGUCCAUAGGUAUGAAUGUGAGUGUGAAUGGUUGUUUGUCUAUAUGUGCCCUGUGAUUGGCUGGCCCGAAGACAGCUGGGAUAGGCUCCAGCACCCCCUGCGACCCUCGUGAGGAAAAAGCGGUAGAAAAUGAAUGAAUGAAUGAAUGUUCUGAGGCACGCGCUAUGCACACAUCUCUGCAGUGGAAAAUGCAAUGUCACAUCCAUCCAUGGAGGUAAUCAUACAUUAGAUGUCCCCUGACAGGUGUUUAGCAGGAAAUACAAUGGAUGGUCUGUAGCACCAUGCCCUGGCGCUCGUGUCUCCAGUGAAGCAUGGGAGCGUGGGUCAGCAUGUGGUCAGUACCGCACAAAGCUGGAGGCUUUCAUUACCUUUCUGGCUCACUGGCUCCCCACUGACCCCCCCACACACAGUCACGCUGGCCAUCUGCCGGUGUCACUUUCCUGGCGUAGGCGGAGGCAAUGAGAUGUUUUGGCUCCGAGGAGCUGAAAGGUGCCAUAUCUGACCUGUAGAGCAGGAGAGGAUGGUUCUUCAUCGCGCCAUCCAGGCGGCCCGGGCGGGGGAUCUUCACACCCUGAGUGAGCUGGCGUCUUCUGGUCAUCUGUUGCCCUCCAUCGUGGAUGCCCAAGGCGCCGGCCCGGUGCACCAUGCGGCCAGGUGUGGACGCCUGGAGUGCCUGCAGUUCCUGGUAAGUCAGCAGGGGCUUGCAGGUGGAGCUCGGGCCUUGAACGGGGCCACGCCGGCACAUGACGCCGCCGCCACCGGGCACGUGCUGGAGCUGCAGUGGCUGGUGGAGCAAGCGGGCUGCAAUGUGGAGGACCGAGACGCCGCCGGCGCCACGGCGCUCCACCUUGCAGCCCGCUUUGGCUGCGUGGAGGUGGUCAGGUGGCUCCUGUCCUUCAAGGGGACAGCGGAGGUGGAAACCAAGUGCGGAGCUCUGGCAGCUCACUACGCUGCAGUCAGCGGGGACCUAGGGUGUUUGAUGCUUCUUGUUCAGCAGACGCCACGGUGCGUGAACCACCAGAUGUCCACUGGCGCCACCCCGCUCUACCUGGCCUGCCAGGAGGGACACGUGCACAUGGUGGAGCACCUGGUGAAACACUGCAGCGCCGACGUUCACGUGAGGGCCCACGACGGCAUGACGUGCCUGCACGCCGCUGCCCACAUGGGCCACGAAGACGUAGUGACUUGGCUGGUGAGCCACACUGACAUAAGCACGUCCUGUCAGGACGUAGAGGGAGCCACUGCGCUGCACUUUGCCGCCAGCAGGGGGCACUCCCGCAUCUUGGAGCGGCUCCUUGAGGCCGGGGCAAAGGUCAUGAAGGACUACUGGGGCGGGACACCCCUGCAUGAUGCGGCGGAGAACGGAGAGCUGGAGUGCUGUAAAAGAAUGCUGGCCCGCUACGGCAAGCCCGCCGACAGAGAUGUUGAUGGACUCACGGCGGCCGACCUGGCCGGGUACAACGGCCACCAUGAGUGCGCCAGAUACCUGCGUGCCAUGGAGAACAACGCCGCCUGUACUGAUAAGUCUAUCAUCAUCCCGGCGGAGGAAGUGUCGCAGCGCAGCAGGCGAGUCCACUUCCACGGCAGCGAGAGCGUCCUCAUGGACACCUUGAAGCAACCUGACAGCGAGGAGACCUCAGCAGCUCGAUACCCUCAGCCCUUACCUUCUUCUCCAUCCAUGCCCGCCCAGCCGGCAAAGAGCAUCAUCUCCAGAAUCGAGAAGGUCCAAACUGCAACAUCUGUUAUUAAAGGUUUAAAUCAGCCAAAGGCAGCCAGGAGUCACAGGACAUCCUCUGCCGACAAGAGGGCACUACCUGAUGCCAACCUCCUGAACGACAUGAAUCCCAUCGCGACGCUCAAACAGUCAUCGCUGAUGGGCGUCUUCACCGGCCAAGCUAGCAAAAUGGUGGUUCUCCCCACCGAGCAGGCCAACCUGGCGGACAUCGACCACCUGGUGCCCACUCAUGACGAGAAGGGUCGCCCCAUCGCAGAGUGGAAGCGGCAGGUGAUGGUGAGGCAGCUGCAGACCCGGCUGCUGGACGAGGAGGACCAGCGGAGGAAGGAGAAUGGCAGCAAGUUCGCCAAAGUCAGCUGGAGGUACUCGCAGGCCCACAACGCCAUCUUGGGUCCGUCUGGCGAGCUUCUCACAGAGCACGACCUCAUCUACCUGGAGCAGCAGAUUGCCAACGUGGCCAUGCAGAGACACUGCGAAGGCUACGAGCUGGAGCUGGCCCGACUGGCCAACGAGCUCCGCCACAUCCUGCCUGCUCCCAUCGUCAACAUCACCGUCAACACGCAGUUCCGAGACUUCACCAGUCAGGUCCCUUUGCCCGUGUGGUGCAGCCGCAUCUCGGGCAUCGUGAAGAGCAUGUCACUGCUCAUGAGCAAUCUGACUGACCAACCCUACUGCAAGAUGCCCAACACCGACCUUGUCACCGUGUUUUCCCAGAUUCCCGACAGACAGGACUCUACUAGAGGGCGCCGGGAGAGGAUCGAGGACGAGAUCCAACAGUUUGGAGUCUCUGUGAGGACGCUCAAAUCAAAUUUUGAGACGCAGAACUCCCCCGAGGACAGCAAUGUGUUCAACACUUCCACUCCACUGGAAGCAAAUCAUUCAGAAAACCCCCCUCAAGUCUCCUGUCCAGACCAGAACAACGUCGUAGACCAGGAGGAGAAUCUUUCAGGAGUUGUUGAGACAACCAGCCUCAGGAAGGAGCGUAUCGUCGUGCUGUUCCUGGGCCAUUGGAAGAAAUCUGCCUACACAGUGACGCUCAAGAGCAAGGAUGCGGCAGAGAGGAAGGGGAGCUGCAGCGGUGGUGGUGCGGAGGCUCAUGAUGACGAACGUGGUCCCCAGCGCCGAGCGAGUGAGGACAGUGCCCAGUCCAAGAUGAUGAAUAGUUCUUUGGGACACUUCUUCAAGCAGAGAAGUGCUGUCAACAAGAUGCUAGGGAACUGGAGGAACAUGAUCUCCAGUGUUCCAUCGAGGCAGAUCCGACGGCUCCACAGACAGCAAGCCCUGUACUCCCCAGAGCAGUUCCUUCCCCGUGUGGACGGUGUACCCUUGGAGUAUGAUAAGCUGACCCUCGACCUCUUCAUGCUGGGCUACUUCCACAUCCUGGAGCUGGAGCUGCCAGUGGAUGAACGCAAGAUGAGACACCUGCUUUGCUUCGAGGUGUUCGACCACGUCGGCGGCUUCCCCUGGGAGCUGGUGAGGGACUUCCACAAGGCCGUCCUAGACGACAUCGAGGCUGGCAACCGCCAGUGGACGGAUGGGUUUGAGGAUCUUAAAGUCAAGUUCUUUGGGAAUGCGGUGAGUGCGCCCGAGGGUUUGAAGGAGGCGGAGACAAGCCGCCUUCCGGAGAUGAGGCCGCUCCCGAAAGUCAUCGUGCAGACACCCACGCCGGACGAGGGAUCGCUCUACACGGGAACCGAUAUCUCCUGUUUCAGCAAUGAAGAGAUAUGCCAAUACAUCGACCGGAGCUUUGCUUUUUGGAAGGAGAAGGAGGCGGAGAUUUUUGAUUUUGAGUAGUUGCUUGGGUAUUGAUAACUGUAUCCGACUGGGGGGGGGGCACAUUGACUUGAUAGUCAGCCAUGUUUAUAUAGAUCACGUUUUGUGUGUUUGUAACACCAGCAGAGAUAUCGAUGUGGGCCAAAAAUGAUAUCAUUUUUUUCAAUUUGGAUGAAAUUAUGGCUCACAGAUUCAAAGAGUCAUAGAAUCAUUGGAACCUGAUCGGUUCUUAGUACAGUACAUCCCCGCCUAGUCGUGGUUUGACAUUGGCACCCCUGCAUAAUAGCACAUUUCUCAUUGGUUUAAAUUAUUUGAAUAAUACUUGAAAAUGGCUUAUUAUGAGUCCAAAAGUAUGCAUAUUUUAGCAUAUUGUACUUUCUUUGUCUGAAUUAUAAAGCAUAAAAAUGGCUAAAUGACAUAAAAUACUAAUUAUAAGGCAUUCAGAAGACGCAUUGGAAGAUUCUAUCCUGGUCACUAGGUGUCAGUCAUACUGUAAUGUUGUAUGAGACACACAAGCACCAGACAAGGGGCUUUCAUUGCAGGUUUGAAUGAUCUCACAACAGGCACACUAUUGGGCUACCAUUGCGGCUGUAGCCCACGCCAAGCUAAAAGCUAACUAUGAAACGUCACUUCCUUUCCAUCAACACACACAAGUUUAUAUAUCUCUUAUUAUGUCUACUAUAUUCGGUCAUAUGAUUAUACUGGUCACUAUAGGGGUGUUAUUUCAUGUUCAGAAGGCUCUAAUAAUUUUUUUAACUUUACGUAGAAAGUGGUUUUCUAUGCUUUAACUAUGGCAGAAAUUCACUUAACACUGUGGUAAAGGAGGGAUUACUACAAUGGGGAUUUAUUGUACUAUGCUACACAUAGUGUAGCAUAAUAUCAUAAACAAGUGGCGUACAUAGUUGUUGUCUGUGACCGUUCAUGUUUAGUUUUCUGUUGUUUGUCGUGUUUUUGUUUUGGGAGCUGCUGUUCAUUCCAGUAGAAGGAU